AUGUACAAUUCCACCACCCACGGCUCGGUGAAGAUUGGCUUUCCUUCCCCGGAGAUAUUCAAGCUUCCAAGUCAACCUCACAAAGUAGCACCGCAUCUUCGCGUCCCACCGUCAAAUGUGCAUGCACCCCAAUAUCUCUACUUCUUUGAUAUCAACCGUGACGUCUACCAUACUGUGGUAAAUCUGAGAUUCGUCCUCACUUUCAUACUUGCAUAUGUUUCCACAGUUUUGUUUUUGAAUCAAUACAAUGCCAGCCGUCAAUACAGACCAUGGGCCAUUAGCAAGUCAACUUUCUUCAAGACGUUCGUCUUUGUGCACAAUGUCUUAUUGUCACUAUUUUCUGCAUGGGUCUUGAUUGGAAUCAUACAUGGGGCCAUUGCCCAUCGCCCUCGAGUGGAACACGGUUUCUACGCUAGUAUGGUGGAAUAUAUGUGUCAAACAGACGCAGGCGCAUUUCAACUCUCGACAGAUGCAAAAAGUUUCGUAGACGGGGGAGCCACAUACUUUGGCUGUCUCUUCUACCUGAGCAAAUACUACGAAGUUGUUGAUACGUUGAUUAUUCUUGCCAAGGGGAAGCAAAGUUCGACUCUGCAAACAUAUCAUCAUGCUGGUGUCAUUCUGUGUGGAUGGUCAGCAGUAACUUUCGAAUCUCCCGUGGGUCUCGUGGGAGUGUUGUUGAAUGCAGCAGUCCAUACUUUGAUGUAUGCAUAUUUUGCCCUCCAGACGGUUGGGAUUCGGGUUUCCAUGAGCAUCAAACGCUCUCUAACUGGCAUUCAAAUCGCCCAAUUCCUCAUUGGCAUGGUCUGGAGUUUCACUUAUUUGUUUAUGGGCUAUACGAUUCCUUCAAACAUGGCAGACAAGUCUGCGAGGAAUGCUUCAACGCCAGCAACUGACUCUUAUGCCAGCCACGUUCAUUCUUCGGUCGGAGACUCCGGCGACACUAGGAUUCCAUGCUUAAGCGACAGCGGGGAGGCUAAUCCCCUGUUUAUGACGAACAUAUAUCUUUUGCCCCUGAUAUAUCUCUUUGUGCAAUUUUUUAUCCGAUCUUACAGGAAAGAGAAAAAAUAA
Penicillium pulvis is the source of this 1068-nucleotide messenger RNA. RefSeq names its product elongation of very long chain fatty acids protein. The transcript has 3 exons. Gene Ontology annotation, biological process: fatty acid elongation, polyunsaturated fatty acid; fatty acid elongation, monounsaturated fatty acid; sphingolipid biosynthetic process. Lineage: Eukaryota; Fungi; Ascomycota; Eurotiomycetes; Eurotiales; Aspergillaceae. The record is from RefSeq and is a predicted model, not a curated record. The coding region runs from base 1 to 1068 and encodes 355 amino acids. Gene Ontology annotation, cellular component: endoplasmic reticulum membrane. Gene Ontology annotation, molecular function: fatty acid elongase activity.